AUGCCAGUAAGGUGGCCCCUGUUAGAGCUUGAACCACCAUCAGGGGCUGCCAAGACGCGCCCACUUUGUCUUCGCCCUGGUUCCGAUGCAAUCAACAUGGACCAACAGGACAAUUGCAAAUCUCAGGCGAAAGAUGCCUCGCCUCGACUAACCAUCACUGACUUGAGUGAAGCCAGAACAAGUCUAAACGCCACAGAUACACCUGGCCCAUAUCACGUAUUCCCGAGUGGCCGGAAAAAAUUCCUCGUGGGCGUCAUUGGAGUCGCAGGCCUGUUCUCGGGCUUGUCGUCAAAUAUCUACUUCCCGUCACUAGACGCAAUUGCAAAGAGAGCAGGAUCUCAAUGCGUGUCACCAUUGCUUUGGGGUUCACUGUCGGACACGGUGGGACGGCGGCCUAUUUACAUCGCUUCUUUCACGGUCUAUAUUAUUUCCAACAUUGUGCUUAGCCUUUCUCCCAAUUUCCCUGUUCUUUUGGUCUUUAGAGGUCUGCAAGCGGCAGGUAGCGCCUCUACUGUAAGCAUUGGAAAUGGCGUUAUUCAAGAUAUCUCUCCACCAUCUGAGAGAGGGGCUUUUAUCAGCUUCUACCAGGCCAUUCGUAACUUCAGCAUCGCUAUUGGUCCUGUUCUAGGUGGCGUCUUGGCAAACACCUUCGGCUUCCGGUCCAUCUUCAUUUUUCUGGCCAUACUUUCCUCACUAGUUAUCAUAAUGCUCAUCUUGUUUCUGCCUGAGACCCUGCGGACCAUCGCCGGAAACGGCUCUCUGCGGCUCACUGGUAUUUACAAGCCACUCGUUGCGAGGAUCUCCGUGGAGCCACCAUAUAUGCAGGACCCUAACGAAACGGUCCAGCGAAAGAAAGUGACCCUCAUAACGUUCAUUGAGCCUCUAAGGCUUCUGGCGGAGAAGGAUAUUUUCCUGAAUCUGCUGUUUGGGGGCGUGGUAUAUGCCAUUUGGAGUAUGGUAACAUCCAGUACCACAAACCUUUUCAAGUCACGCUUUGGCCUUAACGAACUCUUCCUUGGCCUAGUUUACCUACCCAACGGUUGCGGCACCAUCGCCGGCUCUGCUAUGAUUGGCAAACUGAUGACGCGCGACUAUAAAGCAGCUGAGGUGGCCUACAAACUUGCGCAAAAUCUACCACCCUCGUAUAAAGUCCCGGCCAAGGACAUCCCAGCCGAUUUCCCCAUCGAGCACGCACGUCUACGGCACCUGCCGUGGAUCGCAAGUCUCUUUACUGUAUCCACUGCCGCGUAUGGUUUUACACUUGCAUAUCCAACCUUGACAUCCAAACCCGGGUGGAUAGCGGUGCCACUCGCUUUGCAGUUUCUAAUUGCCGCAAUGAGCAAUGCCAUCUUUGCGCUAAACCAGACGCUCGUGUCGGACUUGUGUCCCGGCAAAGGCGCUAGCAGUACGGCCAUCAACAACCUAGUACGGUGCGGGCUCGGCGCUGUUGGAGUUGCGUUUGUCGAGGCCAUGAUUACCAAUAUCGGGCCCGCGUGGGCCUUCCUAGGCUUAGCAUUAAUCACGGUAGCAAUGGCACCGUUUGCUGCGGUAAACUGGUAUUGGGGGCAACAAUGGCGGGCUGCAAGGACAAAAAGGAAGGCCAAGAUGGAAGACUAGAACAAUACGCAGAGGCUUGAACCCUUGCUAGUUCC
Molecule: messenger RNA, 1652 nt
Organism: Trichoderma atroviride IMI 206040
Lineage: Eukaryota; Fungi; Ascomycota; Sordariomycetes; Hypocreales; Hypocreaceae
Source: RefSeq, a predicted model, not a curated record